UGUAAGGCGGCUUUUAUGAAUGGGAUUAGCAUUCCAAGGUCAAUCCCGAGUUUAAUUCAAAAACGAAAUGGAUCCAGCACUUUGAACUUCAUAUUCUCUAGAUAUAUAGACAAUUAGUCUGUGUUAAGAUUUUGAUAAUUAUUUACACACCUGUCAGUAUGGCGUUUACAGCAAAUAUGAUUCCAGAACAAGCUCAAAUUAAAGAUCGCGCUGAUGAACUUCUGUCUUUAUGUAAAAAAGCAGUUGCUGACUGCAAUGACGUGAAGCCAACACUUGAUUCACUUGAUAAAUUACGUUGCAAACAACGUGGUUCUAAAGGUUAGUAAGUUAUGGCAGUAACACUCACAAUUAAAGUUGUCAAAAGUCAGUUGAAGUCCUUAUAUACACAGGCAAUUAGUGAAGCUGAACAUCAAAAAGCUACUCUUAUGGCUGCUCUAGAAAAAGUAUCGGAAAUUCGUGCUCUAGAAUAUAAGUUGAGAACACAUGUUGGUCCGAAAAGUUUUCGCCGCGGUGUACUAAUGUCAGUUUUGCAAGAAAAUGCCAAAUCGAUACCACUUUGGAUAGGUAAACCCGGUGAGAGUCCCCCUGCUCUGUGUGGUGCAACAGGACCAUCACCAAAUAUUCCCGCUGAUCCUGGUGAUCAUGUUGCCGCCCUUGUUCCAGAACCAGAUGUGGCAGCUGCUGCUUGUAAUUUAUCUGAAGGUUGUAUAUUGGCUGAAGUUGUUUCGUAUAAUCCCGAUAAAGAAAUCUAUGAGGUAGAAGAUGUUGAUGCCGAAGAAGGGAAGAUGCCAAAGCGUUACUCUCUAUCCCGUUCUAAAGUUAUACCUUUACCAAAAUGGAAAGCCAAUCCAAUUACAAAUCCUGAGGCAAUAUUCAAUAAAGGUGCUACUGUUUUAGCUCUUUAUCCACAAACAACAUGUUUCUACAAAGCAAUUGUGGAUGAAAUCCCAAUUCAUAUACAUGAUGAGUAUUCCCUUUAUUUUGAAGAUUCAUCCUACCCUGAAGGUUAUGCUCCAGCUAUUAAAAUACCUCAACGAUAUGUUAUUCAAUGUCCUGACAAAGAAGCAAUGACGAGUAAACAUUUAGACAGGUCAAAAAAACGUGGUAAAAAACUAUGAAUUGUAAGAUGAACCUAUUACUUAUAAUCUUAACUUCCUCCAUCUUGCAGUUGUGUGUAGUUGUGUAAAUAUAACUAAUUUCUUUGUUGUUUCUGCAUCUAAAUAUGGUAUUGUAGAUUUUGAAAACAAUAGAUUUCAAAGUAGUUUUUCGGUCAUUCAUUCAAACCUAUGCUAAAUUACUACAAGCAAAUACGAAGUAGUACUAAGAUAUCUACUUAUUGACUUACAAUACUGUAAUAUAUCGUUUCGAAAGUUAGCUGCUAAAGAUACUGAAACUAAGAACAUUGCGAGUAUUUAUUUACUGAGUUUUUUUCAAAAACAAAAGAUAUUUGACCAAAUAAUUGUUUUAAAUAACUUCGCCAUUUUAAACAUAUAACAUUGUCUAAUUCAGUAAUACAUGCCUUAUUUUGACUUUUGUACAAAUAACACAAUAAUUAUGGACUAAUAGCUGUAGAGCCUAAUGAUGAAGUUAUUAAAAACAAAUAUUUUAUUGGGAUUCUUAACAGUUUUUAUUUAUGUCACUCAAACAUAAUGCCAACAGAGUCUUCGUAGUUAUCUGUUUAGUCAGGAAAAUGUGUG
Messenger RNA from Schistosoma margrebowiei, 1697 nucleotides. The record is from the annotation of a GenBank genome assembly. NCBI's taxonomy places the organism in Eukaryota, Metazoa, Platyhelminthes, Trematoda, Strigeidida, Schistosomatidae.